This is a messenger RNA of Candida albicans SC5314, 735 nucleotides long. RefSeq lists its product as uncharacterized. The record is from RefSeq and is a predicted model, not a curated record. The coding region runs from base 1 to 735 and encodes 244 amino acids. NCBI's taxonomy places the organism in Eukaryota, Fungi, Ascomycota, Pichiomycetes, Serinales, Debaryomycetaceae. The transcript has a single exon.
AUGAAUAACAGCCCAACUCAUAUUCACUUCAUUAAUUAUACAACUCAGUUCAACUCAAUGUUACAAUCUCCAUUUACAUAUACUUCUAGAAAGAGAAGACACUCUAAUGUAUCUUCAUACCCAACUGUCACUACUACUUCCACCACUGCCACCACUUUCACUUCCACUUCCACUUCCACUUGCACUUCCACUACACAUUCUUCAUUGAAUACCAACUUACCAACACCAACAUCAGCAACAGCUCCAAUACCAAGUCCCAAACGACAACGCAAAUCUAAAGCUGCUAUGUCGGUAUUAAUUAAUAAAUUAUCACAAAUGCAAUCAAAAAUUGAUCUUUUACAAGAUUGUGGAUUAAAAUGUGAAUUACAACAAUUGAUAGAAGAAAGUGUACAAGAAUUGAAUCAAGAACCUAAAUCAAUACAUAUGAAUAUUCCUCAGAAAUCAUUUAAUGAAUUUAUAUUAAAUACUCCCAAAUCAUCUACACCUUUAACAUUAUCUACACAAUCAACAUUAAUAAAGUCAUGUCGGGAGGAAGUUUUCCAUACUAUAGAUGAUGAAGAACAUAACAAUCUUAUAGAAAAUUAUCAAAUAUUUGAGACUCCUAAAGAGAAAAUCAUAAAUUAUGACAAGAUAACUACUCCACCAAGAGCUCCAAGACAAGAAUCAUUAUUACCUGGUUUGAAUUUUCCAAUAUUUGAUAAAGAUGAAAUUGAAUCUGCUGGUUUAGGUUUUUGA